This is a messenger RNA of Archocentrus centrarchus (flier cichlid), 2675 nucleotides long. RefSeq names its product SUMO specific peptidase 2 (gene senp2). The transcript is spliced from 17 exons. Gene Ontology annotation, molecular function: deSUMOylase activity. Lineage: Eukaryota; Metazoa; Chordata; Actinopteri; Cichliformes; Cichlidae. Bases 308 to 2107 code for a protein of 599 amino acids. Gene Ontology annotation, biological process: proteolysis; protein desumoylation. Gene Ontology annotation, cellular component: nucleus. The record is from RefSeq and is a predicted model, not a curated record.
AAUGAGAGAGGUGCGUUUGUUUCUAACAUUCACAACGUCGCUUCGUGUUUUGUAUUCUACCUGUUGUCUCUGUUAAGCUUCACUCUAGCACACCGCCCACCCGGUUUCUUUUGUUGUGUAAAACGUUCGCCCUCCGUGGAACGUGAACACGGAAUGACGCACAUUCUUGGCGUUUCAGCACAGCGACGCUAAUGCUAAGGUAAUGCUGAGUGGUGUGUCGUAGAUUGCUGUUUGACAUCUUACCUGCGGAGAAAUAGUCCUGGCCCGCGUUGAAAACCUCGUUACAAUUUUCUCGUAUUUGUCUGGGAUGUAUGGAUGGAUAUUUGACGGAAUCUCGUCGCUGUUUGAGCCCAUUAAGGGGCAAAACCCCACCGAGUGGCCCGGAAAAGGUAACGUUAGCACCGAGGUAACCACCCGACCGGGCGUGAAAGAGGCAGCUUGGCGGCAGGAGAACCACUGCAGACCUGCUAAACGGAACUACCAGAGCGUGCAUGUUGCAGAGAGUGUUUGCCAGAGCGAGCAGGUCGAAGUGAAAAGAUGCAAGCGAGAUGUAGUAAUCAGCUUCGUGAAGAAAACUGUGGCUGGGGUAGCAGGUCUACUCAGGCUGCGGAAAUCAGUGACGACAAAGCGUGAGAAGCCCAGACUUCAUGAAGAGACAAAGCCUGUCCCUCUAAUGGGCAUAGAUGAGCUCCACACCUCAUGGCUGAGCAGUACUGAAUGGAGAAUGGAUAAACCAGUAGGUGGAGUUAAUGAGAGGGGUGGAAAGAAUCCUUUUCAGAGCUCUUUACCUCCUUUAAUGAGGAAAUACAGUGGGACAACGCUCCCUGCUGGGCUUGCAGAAAGAGGGAAGGACAGGGAGAGGAGAGGCUCCCUCCAGCUGCUGCCCUCGAGGCCUACUCUCAGGGUGGGAAAUGCUAAUUCUGACCCAACAUGCAAUGGCUUUGGACACAACCGCUGCUAUAGGCCGAGUCUUACUGUGGAAGAGGCCAUAAAGCAGAAUAAUAAGGAGCACUACAGGCGCUUGCUCGAGAUGGUGACAGAGAAAUACAGCAAAAGCCAACCACUACCUUUCAACCAGUCAAAACCACAAGAUGAGCCGCUAUCACAGGUUGAUCACAAAACAGUUGCUUCUGGAAAAACCUUUGAAUCAGUGCCCAGGAAGACGGGACAGACAGCUGCUGCUAGUGUGUUUACAUGGAGAAAUGCAUCGGCAGCUAAUGACAGGAGGGGUAGUUUCACCUUUAGUAAGCCAAUCAGCGGACCCUUUGAGGACACACAGCCUGUUGGAUAUAUAAAGCAGAAACAGGGAGCAGAGUUGGAUCUUUCUACAGAGGUAGCUACUCGCCUCAACCUUGUGGACAGAGAUACUCCUGCUUUCAGCCUGCCUGACACACAUUCUGCACAUACAAGGCACAGUGAGGAAGACAUACCCAGACUGACCAAGGAAAUGGCUGCAGAGGUGAGUGGAGCUCUGGCUCAAAGUGAUCCCAACCGUGUUCUGAGUGCAGCUUUCAAACUUCGCAUCACUCAGAGAGACCUGGCUACACUACAGGAAGGCAGCUGGCUCAAUGAUGAGGUGAUGAACUUCUACUUUUCCCUGAUCAUGGAGCGAGGCUCUGGUGAAGGAGGACAAUUAAAAGUCUACUCGUUCAGCACUUUCUUCUUCCCAAAGCUACGGACUGGAGGACAUGCUGCCGUGAAGCGUUGGACCAAGGCUGUCGACCUCUUCGCGUUUGACCUCAUUCUGAUCCCUCUGCAUCUGGGCAUCCACUGGGCAAUGGCUGUGAUCGAUUUUAGGUCAAAGACAGUGAAGUCAUAUGACUCGAUGGGCCAGCGACAUGAUGACAUCUCUCGUCUUUUACUACUCUACCUUAAAGAGGAGCAGAAAGUGAAAAAAGGCAGAGAGCUUGACUGUGCCAAAUGGACUGUUGGAAGCAUGAAAGCUAGCGAAAUUCCCCAGCAGAAAAAUGGAAGUGACUGCGGUGUUUUUGCUUGUAAAUAUGCCGACUAUAUCGCAAGAGGAAGGCCUCUUACCUUUAAACAGUGCCACAUGCCUCUCUUCAGGAAGUUGAUGAUGUGGGAAAUCCUUCAUCAGAAGCUGCUAUAGAGGAGCACAUGUAUUAUUAAUGGCCUACCAGAUGAGACUGGGGUCAGUGGGAGCAACUCCUUGUGUACAGUGUCUACGUGUGAAAGUAGAAAAGAAUAAAUGGGCCAAAGAAGUGGACUUGACCGACUGAGAUCUAACCCCGUCUCCCUCUCCCGGUCUGGAGAACCAAGCACUAGUCUUAAGAGUUAAUUGUUGCUUAUCGUGUCAGGGACAUGUAAACAUUUUGUAGUCUCUGAGUUGUAAUUAGAGACAGUAUUUGUAACAAGUGUGUGUCUUACAGAAACUUUGGCACUACUGACUGACUGACCUGUCAUUGAUUGUUUUUUUCUUAUUGUUUGAAGUGCUGCCUGAAGUGCCUUAAGUCCUCUCACACUGAGCUUGGAGUAUUUUUUUUUUUUUUUUUUCCCCAGUUGGGAAAUUGAUUAUUUACAACUCAUCAUGUGGGUGUAGUUUACCCUCUCCCAGCUGUGAUCAGUGAACGGCAAAUGACUACAAUGAUGUUUUAGGCAUUAAACUUAACCUUUUUGUAAAAUACAGACAAUGACAAUUAAAAUACCUCCUUUCCAGA